GUUCAUUGUUAUAUAUUUUAUUCGAAGUGCGUAAUUGUGAUAUUUUGAUAGUGGAUGUCCAAGAUGGCAGACGGUCAUGGAGCCUUGAAGCGGAAACCAGGUUUCGCUACCCUGUCCAUACACUCUGGCCUGAACCCAGACCAAUGGAAUGGAGCGAUAGUGCCACCCAUCGUGCUGACUGCCAUGUACAAACAACCAUCUAACGGAAAUUUAGGCUACACGUAUUCUCGUACAGCGAACCCAAUGAGAGACACAUUGGAAACAUGUCUCGCGGCGCUAGAGGGCGGUAAACACGCAUUCACAUUCGCAUCAGGACACGGUGUGAUAAUGAGUGUUCUCGCCCUACUUGGCAAGGGAGAUCAUAUAGUUUCCAUGGACAAUGUUUACGGUGGCACUGGUCAGGUUAUGAGGGAAAAUCUACCGAAAUUGGGAAUCGACCUGACAUUCACAGAUGUCAGAAACGUGAGGAAUUUAGAAAAUGCCAUUCAAGACAAUACCAAGAUAGUCUGGUUGGAAACACCAACCAACCCAAAUUGCAGAGUGAUAGACAUUGCAGCUACUGUUCAGAUUGUGAAGAAGCGUAAUGAAAAUAUUAUUGUAGUAGUUGAUAAUACAUUCCUAACUUGUUACCUACAAAGACCAUUGGACUUCGGUGCUGAUAUAGUAGUAUAUUCCUUGACAAAAUACGUGAAUGGACAUUCUGAUGUUGUGAUGGGAGCUGCUGUAGUUAACAAACAAGAGAUUGCUGACAAUCUGAGAUAUAUUCAAGAAUCGCAUGGAAGUGUUCCAUCUCCGUUUGACUGUUACUUAGUCAAUAGAAGUCUGAAGACUCUUUCACUUCGAAUGGAGCGCCAUAAAGCAACGGCUUUGGUGAUUGCUGAAUGGCUGGAGAAGCAUCCGAAUAUCAUUGAAGUUAAUCAUCCAGGACUAAAGUCACACAAAGGACACGAGAUCUUCAAAAAACAGACGUCUGGACACUCAGGCAUCUUCAGUUUCAAACACUCAGGUGGACUGCAAGAAUCUAGGAAACUCCUGACUUGCUUUAAAGUGUUCCUUGUGGCUGAAAGCUUAGGAGGGUACGAAAGUUUGGUAGAAAUACCAGCGGUGAUGACACAUAAAACGGUUCCUCAACUACAGAAGACAAAACUUGGCAUCACGGACUCUAUGAUCAGAAUUUCCAUUGGAUUAGAAGACGCAGAGGAUCUCAUCGCAGAUUUGGAAAAUGCAUUCAAAAAGACGUUUACUUAACUUUAGUCCUAAAGUUUACAAAUCAGUAUUAAAGUACCUACGUAAAUAUUAAUAAAAGCAAGAA
Messenger RNA from Spodoptera frugiperda (fall armyworm), 1312 nucleotides. RefSeq names its product putative cystathionine gamma-lyase 2. Gene Ontology annotation, molecular function: pyridoxal phosphate binding; cystathionine gamma-lyase activity. The transcript is spliced from 8 exons. Gene Ontology annotation, cellular component: cytoplasm. NCBI's taxonomy places the organism in Eukaryota, Metazoa, Arthropoda, Insecta, Lepidoptera, Noctuidae. Gene Ontology annotation, biological process: transsulfuration. Bases 55 to 1248 code for a protein of 397 amino acids. The record is from RefSeq and is a predicted model, not a curated record.